Aspergillus puulaauensis is the source of this 999-nucleotide messenger RNA. RefSeq lists its product as uncharacterized. The record is from RefSeq and is a predicted model, not a curated record. Lineage: Eukaryota; Fungi; Ascomycota; Eurotiomycetes; Eurotiales; Aspergillaceae. Bases 1 to 999 code for a protein of 332 amino acids. The transcript is spliced from 2 exons.
AUGCCAUCCCUCGCCAACUUCCUCUACACCCAACUCUUCCUCCAAAUCCCCAUCCCAACAACCCCCUUCACAUCCAAAACCGUCCUCAUCACCGGCGCAAGUUCCGGCCUAGGCAAAGAAACCGCAAAACACAUCGCGCGUCUCGGCGCUACAAAAAUAAUCCUAGGCUGCCGCAGCAUAUCGAAAGGGGAAGCGGCGGCGGCCGAGAUCCACUCUGCUGUACACUGCAGCGCAGACAUCUUCGAAGUGUGGCAGCUUGACCUGGAAUCCCCUGAUUCGGUUAAAUCAUUCGUGGAUAGAGCCAACAAGCUCCCGCGGUUGGAUUUCGUGAUUAAUAACGCUGGCCUACAGGCUGCUAACUACGCAGUAAGCUAUGGGACGGAACGCACCAUCGCGGUGAAUGUUAUCGGGACAUUCCUGCUCGCGGUGCAACUUGUACCGAAACUAAAAGAGACAGCGAGGGUAUACAGGACAACACCGCAUAUGACAUUCGUUGGGUCGGAGCUGUAUGGUUUUGCGACUUAUCCAGAGGAGCAUGGGGAUGAUCUGUUUGGGUGGUUUGGGGAGAGGAGGCAUGGUUCGUAUAUGAUGAAUCAGUACAAUCUCUCCAAACUGCUCCUUCUAUACGGGGUCAUCCAACUGUCCCAACUCGUCGACAAGUCGGAACCCUCAACGCCCGUCAUGAUAAACUCUCUCGACCCGUGCUUCUGCAAGACGAAUCUCCCGGGUGAAAUGUCCGGCGCGCUUGGAGUGUUUUUCAAACCAUUUGAAUUGCUCUUUGCCCGCUCGGCGGAAGAGGGAUCGAGACUUAUCGUCAUGGCGGCUGCGGGUGGGCAAGAGAGCCAUGGGCGAUAUUUCCGUUCGGCGGAGUUGAAGCCCUAUGUCCCAUUUGUGUCGAGUGACGACGGCGUGAAGAGGAGGGAGUAUGUUUGGGAUCAGCUGUGUAGGAGGUUGGAGGGCUUGCAGCCGGGGAUCAUGGGCAAGUUGGGUGGUAUCUGA